This is a messenger RNA of Aspergillus piperis CBS 112811, 719 nucleotides long. RefSeq lists its product as uncharacterized. The transcript has a single exon. The record is from RefSeq and is a predicted model, not a curated record. Lineage: Eukaryota; Fungi; Ascomycota; Eurotiomycetes; Eurotiales; Aspergillaceae. Bases 233 to 634 code for a protein of 133 amino acids.
GGUAGUAUCAAGUGGUAUAAUAUAUAUACAUCGGUAGGAGUGGUAGUUCACAAUGCACACGUCUAUGCAUCAUCAUCGCCUCGGUCCAUCCGAAGGGAACAGACAGACAGACCAGAGGGUACUGCUCUACCGCGUCGAAGAACAAGUCAAAAGGUCAAGAAUCAUAGUCGAAGCUAUGCAGGAGAUAAAUCGUCAUGUCACCAGCGCCCGUAGACGUCAAUAAGUUCCGAGUAUGAGAAAUCACAUCGAACGAUGCUGCGAGAAGAAAAAUGACGAUAUAAAAAAAACGAUGAAGCACAACACAAAUCCCAUAAGCCCACAAAGCCCCAAGUCCAGUCCGCCCGGACUGUAUAAAAAACACAUAAAUAUAAAAUGGUAUGUCCCUCCGAUGAUCAAUAUAUGUCGUACUGCUUUUUUGUCCUCAUCGGGGACUGGUGUAGCCAGGCCCCGACCAACGGUUUCUUGUGUUCACAAUGAAGCAUGCAAAACCCCAUACACCUUGCCCGACUGCGGGCAUCAACUCCGGGAUAUCCCAUCCAUGUACCCUCCGUCAGUUCCAUUACCCAGUUAUCGUCAAUCGGCUAGCACUAUCGCCAGGCCAUCCCUGAGAAGUAGUAUCCAAACAGAAAAAUAACAUCCCUCUAUCGCAAAUGUGGCUGUACCCAUACAUGCUAACGCCUGGUGGCUGUCGAAGGGUUUACCUCGACGUACCAGCCUCU